AUGAGUGAAAGACCGACACACCUGGAGCCAUCGAAGCUCGGCACGAAAGAAUACUGGAACAAGCUCUACACGAACGAACUGGCCAACAACUCCUCGAACCCCAGCGACAUUGGCACAGUCUGGUUCGACGACUCCGACGCCGAGGCCAAGAUCCUCGAGUUCCUCUCUACACGGACCGAACUGUCCCGCUCCGACACCACCUUUCUCGACCUGGGCUGCGGCAACGGAUCGUUACUCUUCUCUCUCCGGGAAGUAGGCGAUGACGACGAAGACGACAAAGACGAAGACGACGGCGAUGACGAAGUACAAGAGAAACCCACAGGCCCAUGGACGGGACGCAUGCUCGGUGUCGACUACAGCCCCCAGUCCGUAGCACUGGCAAACCAGAUCGCUUCGAGUCGCGACAAGGAUGAGGUGGCCCGGAUGAGCUUUCGGGAGUGGGACAUCCUUGCAGGAUCAUACUCGGAUAUCUUGACCGCUUCGGAGGCCGACGGCUGGGACGUGAUCCUCGACAAGGGUACAUUCGAUGCGAUCUCGCUGAGUGACAACCAGGAUGCUCAGGGUAGGCGGAUCUGCGAGGGCUAUCGGGAGCGAGUGCUCCCGCUGGUAAAGCAGGGGGGUUUAUUCAUCAUCACGAGCUGUAAUUGGACGGAAAGGGAGUUAAGGGCCUGGUUCGAAAGCCCGGGCGGUUUCGCAAUGGACGGACAAGUUGAGUAUCGCACCUUUUCGUUCGGUGGCGUUAAAGGCCAAACCAUCACUACACUUUGCUUCCGUAAAUCAUAG
Messenger RNA from Clonostachys rhizophaga, 783 nucleotides. The record is from the annotation of a GenBank genome assembly. Lineage: Eukaryota; Fungi; Ascomycota; Sordariomycetes; Hypocreales; Bionectriaceae.